This is a messenger RNA of Ambispora leptoticha, 1077 nucleotides long. The record is from the annotation of a GenBank genome assembly. NCBI's taxonomy places the organism in Eukaryota, Fungi, Glomeromycota, Glomeromycetes, Archaeosporales, Ambisporaceae.
AUGACUUCACUAAUUAAAACUUUGACAUCUUUUGGUAUUACCGGUUGGCUCGCUUUUCUAGCCAUCGCAAUUCUUUUUUAUAUUCUAAUAUUUUAUUAUAAAUAUUUUACGCGUGAAAAUCCCCUUCCGGGUCCAUUUCCUUUACCCGUUGUUGGUAGUCUCUACCAAAAUCCGGGACACUUUGCAAAAUGGAUUCAAGAUCUACACAAAAAAUAUGGUGACAUGUUUGAAAUUUGGAUCGGCUCACAGCGGCAAAUCUGGUUAAACAACGCAGAACUUAUUGCCAAAACUACCUUGACAUCAUUAAAUACUGCCUUUAUUAUUCGUUACUCGCAUGAUUCGGGAUUGGAGGAAUGGGGUGACACUACUGGAAUAGGGUUUAAUCGGGUUCCAUGGAGUUGGCGAUAUAAUAGAAGAUUAGUUAACGAUGCUGUGAAUUCGCUGAGCUUUCUUAAAGAAUUCACUGGAAUGAUGCAACGAGGUUUUGGAGAAUUGGAGACAUAUUGGAAAGAAAUAGGACUAGAUAAACCACAAGAUAUUCAACUCUGGGUGAACCGAUUUAUUUCCGAUAUGCUGUAUAUUACCACAACAGGAAAGAAUGUUAAAUUUAUGGCGAAACACUUUAAUAGUCUUUCGACAGACAAGAAAGUUGAGCUUUCUACAACGAUGCGUCUUCACUCUACUGCGCCAAUUAUGUUUCGAACGAAUAACGAACGGACUGAAGUUGGAGGUUUUUCUUGGAAACCAGACACACAGUUUGGCGUAAAUUUUCAAUCCGUGCAUCAUAGUUCUGAUCUUUGGAAAGAUGCCGAUAAAUUCAUCCCAGAACGACAUCUCUUGUCUGAUAAAGAUUUGAAAAGAAAGUUCUAUCCAUUUGGGGGUGGAUUACAUAUUUGCCCCGGGCGCCUUUUUGGCACGGCCCUUUUAAAGACGCUAGUGGUAGUAUUCUUCCGGAAAUACAACGUGGAAUUGGAGAAUCCUAAUACACCAAUUCGUACUAGCCAUGACUUUACCCUUCAUAGUCAUGAUGCAAUAGUGCGUCUUAGCCCACGAAUUACAACAAAUAAGAAAAUGUAG